AUAUUAUCAUGUGAUGUGUCGUUGGUAACAAGGGAGAACACAGACAGACAAGACAAGACGUAAGGCUGAACUAUCAGCCUCGACCUCAACUCUCCACGAUCUCAGCAAACAAAACCACCUACCGUUCUACAGAACCUACCUCCACAAACAAACACAAGCCUAACUCUCCCCCACAAUCGCAACAAUGGCAAUCGACACGGUCGUCACCGACCCCUCCCUCAAAGCCGUCCUCAUCGCCUCCCGCGAAGCCCGCCAACAAGCCAUCGACCUCCUCACCCUGACCUCCUCGCCCCUCCCCCCCUCCACCGCCGCCCUCCAGAUCUCCAAGCAACAGAAGCUGCUCAACGGCUACCUGGCCCAGCUGCGCGGUCUCCAGCGCCAAGCCACCUUCGGCGCGCGCGACACCAAGGCGCAGACGGCUGAGGCGCGCCAGGAGGUCGAUAGGCUGCACUUGCAGUUGCAGAAUCUGUAUUACGAGCAGAGGCAUUUGCAGGGCGAGAUUGCGGCUUGUGAGGCUUAUGACCACAAAUACCUCGAGCUCCCCCUGAUCCCCGAAUCCGAGUUCCUAACUCUCUUCCCGGAGCACGUUGGGAAGGAUGAGGAGGCAUUGAUGGCGGCGCGGAUUGAGCAUGAGCAUGCGGAGAGGGAGGCGCUGGAGCAGCAGAGGCAGGGGCUUUUGAAGAUGAAGCAGGGGUUGAUUGCGGAUAAUAAGAGGAGGAAGGAGGAUUUGGCGAGUCUGGAUAAGCAGUUGGAGAAUUUUAUUGAUGCGGCGAAGCCGAUUCAGAAGACGUUGGAGAAGGUUUGAGAAGGGGUUUGGUUUUUUUUGGGUGGUGGUGAAAAAGGGGGGGGGGAUGGCGGUGGGAUGGGAGAGAGGCUUUUGUGUGGGUGCGAUGGCGGGGAUGGAGGUCGUAUGGUGAUAUGAGGGCUGGAUAUGCCUCUGUGCAGCUGAGCAUGAAGAAUGAGAAGAGCAGCGCCGGACAUACAGCACAAGAGGAGAAGCACUUGAUCGCAGACCCCUACCAAAUUUCUGCAUCGGGCAAUUCACCACCAGAACGCAAUCCUCGACACAGCACACGACAUCCUCCCCACGAAAUCCAACCCCGCAGCUGAGACCAAAAGAGCUCACCCCAAGACCAACCCACCAAGCACGAAAACAAGACACCAGCUGCAUCGUCGGAGCAUAUCCUGUUGUCUCAUCCACAAGUUAUCCACAGCGCACACGUAAUCUCAGCAUCGUUACACAGUGCAGGAGGAGGUAGCACGAGGCCUCGGAAAUCGGAAAUCCCAAAUACCUAACCCGGUUCCGUGCCCGAACGAGGGGAAGAUGCGGAUUGAUAAGCUACGGCUGCAGUGGGAUUUGCGGGGUCUGUAGCAUGUUCGAGGACGGAUGUGGUGUUCGGUAGCUGGAAUAUUAUACCCCGAGGGAUCCUUCAAAUUACAAUAUCGUGACGAGUUUACGUGGAAUACAAGACUGUACCG
This is a messenger RNA of Pseudogymnoascus verrucosus, 1479 nucleotides long. RefSeq lists its product as uncharacterized. The transcript has 2 exons. Gene Ontology annotation, cellular component: THO complex part of transcription export complex. The record is from RefSeq and is a predicted model, not a curated record. Gene Ontology annotation, molecular function: mRNA binding. Lineage: Eukaryota; Fungi; Ascomycota; Leotiomycetes; Thelebolales; Thelebolaceae. Bases 185 to 805 code for a protein of 206 amino acids. Gene Ontology annotation, biological process: mRNA export from nucleus; positive regulation of DNA-templated transcription, elongation.